AAACAAAUAUGUUGAAGUUAGAUGAGCAAUGCAAUGGCCCGUCACUGGCGGGUCCAAGUCUCUCCCACCACCCACUUCAGGAUUAGCGAAAGAGCGUAUAAUGCACUCGCUCUUGUCACUUAACGGGACCGUCACCACGCGUGACGGCAGAUACCAGACCAACUCACGGAAGGCACGCUCCGUCAAACCCUCUCACACACACCUUCCCUCCACGCCCCACUCUCUUUCCCUAACGUCCCCGACGACGCCGUAACGCCAUCACCUUAUGGCCUCUUGCGACGACGACGACGAUUUCUCACUUCUCCGUGACGACAACCACCCCCUCCACCACCAACCUUACGCGCCUCACCACCACUUCUCCCCCUCCGCCGUCGCCGUCGCCUCCGUCCCGCCGAAACCCGUCGCUAACGACGCCGAAGACUACGGAAAUCCUUUCGACGACGACGGCGGGAGCGAGAAGAGGAAGGAGUGCGAGGAGAUCGGCGACGGAACGACGUCGUACGGCUUCAACAAGAGAUCGAAGGCGCCUCCGAGCAGUACCGCUGGCGCUGAGUACCGGAAGGACAGGGAAGAGUGGAGCGACACGGCGAUUGUGUGCCUCCUCGAAGCUUACACGGAGAAGUUCACACAGCUGAAUCGGGGGAACCUGAGGGGAAGGGAUUGGGAAGAUGUUGCGGCGGUGGUGAGCGAGCGAUGCGAGAACCAAUCGAAAAGCGUAGAGCAGUGUAAGAACAAGGUGGAUAACCUGAAGAAGAGGUACAAAUUAGAGAGACAUAGGAUGAGUAGUGGCUGCAUUUCCACCAGUCCCUGGCCUUGGUUCAAGCAACUGGAACAAAUCGUGGGAAAUUCUUUGCCGGCGAAGUUCGCCGAUGAGGAUAAAGCGGUUGUUUCAGCCGGAACUUCACCCAGGCAAUCGAAGAGAUAUGGAGUGGCAACACCCAGCAGUGGAGGUCAAGCAAAUAACAUGAAGUCCAAAGCAUUGUCAAACCUUAGAUGGCGGAGGGUAGUCCUCAAGAUUAGUGGAGCGGCACUUACUGCAUCUGAUACCUGCAAUAUUGACCCUAAGGUGGCCAUGUUAGUUUCAAGAGAAGUUGCCAAAGCUUCCCGCCUUGGUGUGGAGGUGGCAAUUGUUGUUGGAGGUCGCAAUUUCUUCUGUGGAGAUGCAUGGGUAACUGCAACAGGUUUAGAAAGAUGUACUGCAUACCAAGUUGGUAUGAUGGCAACUGUGAUGAAUUCAAUAUUGCUCCAAUCAACUCUAGAGAAGAUGGGUGUCCAGACUCGCGUACAAACCUCAGUUGCCAUGCAGGAGUUUGCUGAACCAUACAAUAGGCAGCGGGCCAUCAGACAUCUCGAGAAAGGAAGAGUUGUUAUAUUUGGUGGCAUUGGUUUUGGCACUGGCAAUCCACUUUUCUCCACUGACAUAGCUGCAGCUCUUCGUGCUUCAGAGCUUAAUGCUGAGGCAGUCCUCAAGGGUACUAACGUAGAUGGUGUAUAUGACCGCAACUCACGAGAUAACAAUUUCACUUUUGAACAUAUAUCCUUCAGGGAGCUGGGGUCAAGAGGCGUCACUGCUAUGGAUGUGUCAGCACUGACAUUCUGUGAGGAAAAUGCUAUUCCUGUGGUGGUUUUUAAUCUACUGGAGCCUGGGAACAUCUCAAAAGCUCUGUGUGGAGAACAAGUUGGCACUCUAAUUGACCAAACUGGAGCAAUAAGCUAACAGCUAAUUCAACCAAUUCAAUUAUUAUUAGACAAACUGAAGCCAUUAGGCUGAGUGGGAUACCUACCCCACUGAGAUGCUCGGUGAAGAAAAUAUCAAAUCUGGACAUAUGCAGUUAUGUGGCGAAGUUAGUGGACAUUGUACUGCGGAGCUGAAAUCACAAUUUCCCUUUCACUAUGUUUUUAGGUGGAGGUUGUACUUCUAAUAUCUUCUGUAAACAGAAAAAGAAAAGAAUGCUUAUGUAUAUUAUUCCAGAUGAAUUGUAGCGUAGUAUUGUAUUAGCGUUAACCAUCCUUGGUAAGUAAAUGCAAACAGAUACGGAAUAAACUUCACUUAUUAUUG
Messenger RNA from Abrus precatorius (Indian licorice), 2059 nucleotides. RefSeq names its product uridylate kinase. Lineage: Eukaryota; Viridiplantae; Streptophyta; Magnoliopsida; Fabales; Fabaceae. Gene Ontology annotation, molecular function: UMP kinase activity. Bases 266 to 1717 code for a protein of 483 amino acids. The transcript is spliced from 7 exons. Gene Ontology annotation, cellular component: cytoplasm. Gene Ontology annotation, biological process: UDP biosynthetic process. The record is from RefSeq and is a predicted model, not a curated record.